Amoebophrya sp. A120 is the source of this 4572-nucleotide messenger RNA. The record is from the annotation of a GenBank genome assembly. Lineage: Eukaryota; Dinophyceae; Syndiniales; Amoebophryaceae.
AGUGUCCGUUUUACUUUUACUGUGUUACCCUGCAGGAAGAGCCCCCCACAGCCUGUACAUGCGUACUGGUACCUACCACUAAUCUCAUCCCAAUGAAAUAAAGAAUUUAGUCGACAACCUUGAGAGCUAUCACCCAACCUCAUUUCAGACACAAUGAUGUCCUUCAUAGGGUCUGGCUCCCUGCUCGUCCCUGCGAACAAAACGAAGGUCGUCGUCGUGAAAAUAAGCUCCUUUUAUUUGGUCAUCCUGUAUCAUGCUUCGAUUUUUGGGUCUUUAUUCAACUAUGAUGUUGAAGAUUUCCAAAACUUAGCUCGACAGCGGAAUAAUUUUGACGAUGUACUAUUUGAUGCCGAGACGAGGACCUCAAUAGGCACCUCUAUUUCCACCUCCACGGCACGCACACAUAGAAGAACAUCGCUCGAAGAAAGAACAAGCACGAGUGCCUCCUCUCGAAGUAGUUUUUUCGCAGCGGCAAUCAAACUGAAGGUAAAUAAAGCCCAUUCGCCGGAUCAUGAUGGAACAGAAACUCAGGAGCUGGCCCACCCCCGGAAGAACAGGGAAGUAGAACAAGAUGUCCUUCUUGCGCGGCAGCGCAAAAAGUAUAUCAAGCUGAGGAAAAGUAGAAAGAAGACAAAUAAAAAGCAGAGCUUUAUCGCGUCUCUUCGAACAAGCACAAGAAGUAGCAGGAGCAGCAGCAGCGGUUCGAAUGCGAAAACAGAAAGCAUUAACUUGUCUGAUGAUGAUCAAGUCGCUGCUUCGGCUCGUCCCUCCCCGACGGCUACCGUGCUGCAACUUGGACGACGAUCUAAAAACAGCAACUACCCUGCGAACGACUUCAACACCGCUACCAGACCGAAACUGUGUUUAGAGGAAAACUCUGCUGAGCGGGAGAACCCGUCGAAAGGGUUCCGGGAACACACCGACGAUAUGAAUUGCAAAAGUGUCUGGGUCUGGAAACUUGUGAUGCGAAAAUGUGGAUGAUGGAAACAGUUCCAAAUGCAACCUGGCAGGACAACUUUCCAGAACGCUUCUCCAUAGGCAAUCCGCAUGAGAAACUGCGUGCUUGCAUGUACAAAAGAGGCUGCGACUGUUGUAGGCUAUGCAAUACAGAUUUCCUAGGUAUGGAAAGCUAGCAUUACAAGUUCCAACCUUCCAGACCCAGACACUUUUGCAUUUGAUAGACGAGAACCACACCAAGGGUAAGGGCUACUGCCAGGAGAACCAGGCCCGGUGCUUUGGCAGUCACUGUCCCAAGAACAACGUCAAAACCGCGUGGGGCUGGAAACAGCGGUGCUGUUUCGACCGCAAUAUCAAAUGCAAAAAUGUCUGGGUCUGGAAACUCGUGAUGCUAAAACGUGGAUGAUGGAAAAACUUCCGAAUGCAGCCCAGCAUGACAACUUUCCAGAAUGCUUUCUCAUAGGAAGUCCGCAUGAGAAACUGCGUUUUUGCAUGGCAAAAGUGGCUGCGUCCUUUGUUGCUUAUGCAAUACAGUAAUGUGGGGUUAGCAUUACAAGUUCCAACCUUCCAGACCCAGACAUAUUUGCAAUGCAUACGCAAGUGCGACCGGAAAUUAAGCCCUUCCAGUGACCCGGGGCUAUUUGAGAAGGAUGAGGGGAUUAUUCCGCUCGGCACUGAGCACCCGGAGAGCUUCGCUUAUUGGGUCGCCAAAUUUGACUCGGAAAGCUGCAACGACUCGGAGGAAGUCUGUGUGCAGCACCCGAAUUGCCGAGGUUUUUGGUACCCGGCCACCCCUUCGGAGAAGGAGACGCAAGACAAUUUGAACCAGUGGCAGAUGCCGAGCACCUGGGGCGCGAUCGGGUUGCAAGAGCCGACAAACGAAGCAAAAAUCGAGGUCACGGAGUCAAAUCCAGCCCUCGGCCUGGACAUCUUUUUGCAAACGGAAAAGCGGGGCGCCUGUUGCGGCCUCAACGACUGCAAUCCGCGGGAGCAGCACCGCUUGCAGGCUUGGCGGCAGUGCGGGAAUAGCAAAGAGGUGUGUGAGGGCAUGGGAGAUGGGGGCUGCAAGCGGUGGUGGGUAAGUUUUGAUCCGGAUCUGUACAUCGAGCCGGCACCUGGACCUGCCCUCCCAGAGGACAACACCAAUGCCCCCAUAGCAGGAGGAGCGACGACGAAGCAGCCGGGAUUAAACACGGAAACUUCCCCCGCAACGGGCGAUGAAAAUAGUAGUAGCGCGGACAGCACGAACAGCGAGGAAACAGAAGCAGGAGCUGCUGCUGCUGCUGGAGGCAAUUCUACUGUUGCCGGCAGUACAUCUUCCACUGCUGUCGCGAAUGGUCUUCUGGCUCCUCCUGCUGAGUCCUCGCAGCAGGUAGUUCAGGAGUCUUUUAAAAUCCCCGGUACUAUCGAAUGCAAAAAUGAUUGGGUCUGGAAGGAUGCGAACUUGUGAUGCAUACUUAGAUCACACAAAAAUCUGUCAUGCUUGGACAGUCAGCAAAAGGAGCUCUUUGUCCUGUCGCCGGAAGAAGGUGUUUGUCAUGCGGACUCGGCAUUGGGAAACCGUCUCAAAACCUGUGAUGCUAGGCCUUGCAUGGCACAUCUUCUGUGUCAAGCAAACACAGCAUAACAAGCCUCAGCAAUCUUCCAGACCCAGACAUAUUUGCAUUUCAUAGGUACCAACGAGACGCAAUCGCUGGAGGAAGUCCAAGCCACGGCGGACGAAUCCAAAGCGGAGGAGGAAAGCAGUGGUCUGUUUUCAAAAGUCGGCGGCAUUUAUGAAAUGCAAAGCAUCGUAUUAGAAGUUGUAAUCACAUUACAAAUUGGCUCAGCAUGACAAAUGGAAUUUCUCAUGCUGAUUUACCUUGAGAAGGAGAGUUGUCAUGCAUAACAGCAAUUACUACGAGUGCGAUACUUUUGCAAUUCAUAGCAUUCCGCUGUGGGCGAUCCUGGUCGUUGUGGUCUUUGCGCUGGUCGGGCUCGCUGGGCUAGCCGUGUUUCUUGUCUGCUGUAAGAAGAAAAAACCUGCCAUUCCGGAUAUUGUCAUCCCGCCGCCGCGGCCUUCGACGGCUCCCUCAAGUUCUAGUAAAGAUAAAAAAGAGAAAAAAGACAAAAAGGAAGAUGCCGGUGAUCUUCAUGCAGUGGGUUCAGCGAGCAGCAAGACCGAGAAGAAGGAACAAGACCACCGGCAUUUUCACGCCACUGGUACUACUCGUAAAACUACCUCUGCUCCUUCCCAGGAGACCACGCACAACGUCACCAACUUUGGAGGUGGCGGCAGGCAGAGUGCGCGGCAGAGCCAGAGAAACAGAACGCCGACCCUGGAUGAUAGCGAUGAUGAUGAUGGGAAUAGGAAGGAAAAGAAGCACCAUCACCAUCACAAAGAUGAUGGGGAUGACGAUCAUCAUAGCGGCCACCACCAUAGGGACCGAGACGAUCGGGAUAGAGAUCAUCGGGACAGAGAUCGAGAUAACAGGGACAAAAAAGAAAAAGACCACCACAGAGAUCACGGCCACGACGACAGACACGACGACAGAAAGUCGCAUCGGGGCGGACACAGCGAUCGCCCGAGCAAGAUGCCCAGCAGCGACACGUAUCGAGUUGCAAAUAUAGUAUUUAGCAAAAAUUCAAUCUGGGGCAGGACGAAGAGUCAAUUACAUGCAGAUGUUUGUGCACUGCAGAUUUUGCACAAGAACCCACGGUGUAUGUUCUAGCAUCGCAAGUUUUGAUUAUGUGGUGGCUACUUCAUAUACCCACCUUGCCAGACAGAUGCUCGCGGCUCCUCCGUGCAGCACAUAUUGGCGCGACCUUCAUGUUGCACCUCAUGCACGACAGAUUUUUGUUGGAUGAUGUGCAAGGCCAAGGCGCAUCACAGAUUUGCAGAACUCGUUUAUUCUAGACCCAGAUCAUGUGGACAAGAACAUAUUUGCAUUGCAUAAGACGAAGAGCGGCGGCCCCAAGUCGGACGAUAGGGAUGGCAGAAAGGAAAAGAAGGAAACCCCCAGUUUACGCGUUGCAAAAGUGUUACAAAUCGUACACGUAGAAAUUUUGCAUCGAUCUGCUGUAAUUUUUGCAUGACAAGUUUAGGUCUCUGCUUCCAAAAUCGAAAUUUGCGAUGCUGCGAGUCGGCUAAGGCUGCAGAGCUGUCAUGAUGCUUGGAUGAACAUCAACAUACGGGUACGAUAAAACGACUUUUGCCGAGGAUAGUUUCGGCCGUCGAUGGCUUGGUCGGCAUUGCGACCUGGCGCCCCGGGGAGCCACGACAGGAAAGAGAAGAAGGAUAAGAAGCACAAGGAGAGGUAAACAUAAACAUCGACUCUGAUGUCUUUGUCUCAGUGGAAGCAAGUACUUGUGUAUUGUCAUGUUGAAAUCUCGCAGAGUGUCCUAUGUUGAGUAUCUGCGUAUUAAAUUAUAUUGCAAGUAGGCAAUGCCGCCGAUAGUUCACUUACGUUUUUUUCUGUUGCAAAAGUAACAUUCAACCCCAGCACCCGCCCGACGCCUACGACCUUCAACUUCCAUGUAUCUAUUCUUUGUUGCCUAACGACCUGUAGAAUUUAUUGUUCGGACGAGUUUCGAAAAAGAUUGUACCUUCAUUUGCAAUGUGAUCACAGACCGAAG